Molecule: messenger RNA, 2482 nt
Organism: Rhinopithecus roxellana (golden snub-nosed monkey)
Lineage: Eukaryota; Metazoa; Chordata; Mammalia; Primates; Cercopithecidae
Product: serotransferrin
Exons: 17
Coding region: 204-2306 (700 amino acids)
Biological process (GO): intracellular iron ion homeostasis; iron ion transport; antibacterial humoral response
Cellular component (GO): recycling endosome; extracellular region; plasma membrane
Molecular function (GO): ferric iron binding
Source: RefSeq, a predicted model, not a curated record
AGAGCUCAGGAAAUGAGGUGAUCAGUGGGGCGAGUAAGGAAGGGGGGUUGGGAGAGGGGCGAUUGGGCAACCGGGCUGCACAAACACGGGAGGUCAAAGAUUGCGCCCAGCUGGCCCGGGCCGGGAAUAAAAGGACGUGGGGCGCGGGAGGCUGCACAGAAGUGAAUCGGACUGUGCUCGCUGCUCAGCGCCGCACCCGGAGGAUGAGGCUCGCCGUGGGAGCCCUGCUGGCUUGCGCCGUCCUGGGGCUGUGUCUGGCUGUCCCCGAGAAAAGUGUGAGAUGGUGUGCAGUGUCAGAGCAUGAGGCCACCAAGUGCCAGAGUUUCCGCGACCAUAUGAAAAGCGUACUUCCAUCCGAUGGUCCCAGUGUUGCAUGUGUGAAGAAAGCCUCCCACCUUGAUUGCAUCAGGGCCAUUGCGUUAAACGAAGCGGACGCUGUGACGCUGGAUGCGGGUUUGGUGUAUGACGCUUACCUGGCUCCCAAUAACCUGAAGCCUGUGGUGGCAGAGUUCUACGGGUCAAAAGAGGAUCCACAGACUUUCUAUUAUGCUGUUGCUGUGGUGAAGAGGGAUAGUGACUUCCAGAUGAACCAACUUCGAGGCAGGAAGUCCUGCCACACGGGCCUGGGCAGGUCCGCUGGAUGGAACAUCCCCAUAGGCUUACUUUACUGUGACUUACCUGAGCCACGUAAACCUCUUGAGAAAGCAGUGGCCAAUUUCUUCUCGGGCAGCUGUGUCCCCUGUGCGGAUGGGACAGACUUCCCCCAGCUGUGUCAACUGUGUCCAGGGUGUGGCUGCUCCACCCUUAAUCAAUACUUCAGCUACUCAGGAGCCUUCAAGUGUCUGAAGGAUGGUGCUGGGGAUGUGGCCUUUGUCAAGCACACGACUAUAUUUGAGAACUUGGCAAACAAGGCUGACAGGGACCAGUAUGAGCUGCUUUGCCUGGACAACACCCGGAAGCCGGUAGAUGAAUACAAGGACUGCCACUUGGCCCGGGUCCCUUCUCACACCGUCGUGGCCCGAAGUGUGGGUGGCAAGGAGGACUUGAUCUGGGAGCUUCUCAACCAGGCCCAGGAACAUUUUGGUAAAGACAAAUCAAAAGAAUUCCAACUAUUCAGCUCUCCUCAUGGGAAGGACCUGCUGUUUAAGGACUCUGCCCACGGGUUUUUAAAAGUCCCCCCAAGGAUGGAUGCCAAGAUGUACCUGGGCUAUGAGUAUAUCACUGCCAUCCGGAAUCUACGGGAAGGCACAUGCCCAGAAGCCCCAACAGAUGAAUGCAAGCCUGUGAAGUGGUGUGCGCUGAGCCACCACGAGAGGCUCAAGUGUGAUGAGUGGAGCGUUAACAGUGAAGGGAGAAUAGAGUGUGAAUCAGCAGAGACCACCGAAGACUGCAUCGCCAAGAUCAUGAAUGGAGAAGCUGAUGCUAUGAGCUUGGAUGGAGGGUUUGUCUACGUAGCGGGCAUGUGUGGUCUGGUGCCUGUCUUGGCAGAAAACUACAACACUUACCCAGACAGACCUAGUUGUGAGAAUACAGCAGAGGACGGGUAUUUUGCUGUAGCAGUGGUGAAAUCAUCUUCUGACGUCACCUGGGACAAUCUGAAAGGCAAGAAGUCCUGCCAUACGGCAGUUGGCAGAACCGCUGGCUGGAACAUCCCCAUGGGUCUGCUCUACAGUAAGAUCAACCAUUGCAGAUUUGAUGAAUUUUUCAGUGAAGGUUGUGCCCCUGGGUCUGAGAAAAACUCCAGUCUCUGUAAGCUGUGUAUGGGCACAGAACCAAACCUGUGUGAGCCCAACAACAAAGAGGGAUACUAUGGCUACACAGGGGCUUUCAGAUGUCUGGUUGAGAAGGGAGAUGUGGCCUUUGUGAAAGACCAGACUGUCCUACAGAACACUGAAGGAAAAAACCCUGAUGCAUGGGCUAAGAAUCUGAACCAAAAAGACUAUGAGUUGCUGUGCCUUGAUGGUUCCAGGAAACCUGUGCUGCAGUAUGCAAACUGCCACCUGGCCAGAGCCCCGAAUCAUGCUGUGGUUGCACGGAAAGAUAAGGCAGAUUGUGUCCGCACGCUGUUACUUGACCAGCAGCGCAUGUUUGGAAGUAGUGUAACUGACUGCUCGAGCAACUUUUGUUUGUUCCGGUCCAAAACCAAGGACCUUCUGUUCAGAGAUGACACAGUAUGUUUGGCUAAACUUCAUGACAGAAACACAUAUGAAAAAUACUUAGGAGAAGAAUAUAUCAAGGCUGUCACUAACCUGAGAAAAUGCUCCACCUCACCACUCCUGGAAGCCUGCACUUUCCAUAGAGCUUAAAAUCUGAGAGGUGGGGCUGCCACCAACGUGGAGAUGGGAGCACAGAUGAUCCAUGAGUUUGCCCUGGUUUCAGUGGCCCGAGUGGUUUGUGCUAACCAUGUCUGUCUUCACAGCUCUGUGUUGCCCUGUGUGCUGAACAAAAAAUAAAAAUUAUUAUUGAUUUUGUGUUUCAAAAA